UUUAUUAAUCAUGUGGAAAAAGGGAAAAUCAGAUGGAGCCUCAGGUGUGAGAUCUCUAAUGAAAGAAGCAAGAAGAGAUCUUAAGAUGCAAGGGAUCGAUAUGGUGUUCGAUCAAGAUGGAAAUGGCAAGAAUGAACCUCUGCUGUUUGAGCAGAUCGAGCUGAAGGAGGAUCUAACUGAGCAAGAACAAGCAUUGGUAGAGACUAAUCUUAGAGUAAGGGACACUAUUCAUGCUUCCGUGGAUUACAUUCUCUUCUCUAAGCCAUUGAAACAGACUAAUAGUACUCCUGGAUGAACUGGAAUUGAAUCAGAUGAAUUGAAAAUGUUGUGUAAAACUUAUAUCCAAACUAUUAAGCAUGUUCCUUCUGAAUUGUGUGAUCAAAAUACAACAGCCAAAGGAAAAUCUGGAAAGUCUGCCCCAAGUCUUGAUCAUAGUACUGCCUAUAGAGCUCAAAAUAAAAGAAAGAGAAAAGCUGAAGAAGAAGCUUUCAAAGAUGCUUCAUCCAAGUCUAAAAGACAGAAGAAUACUGAGUCGAACUCAAAAUUACUGGAAGAAGACGGAUUUGUUGAGAAUUUAGUCUAAUCUGCUAAUCUAGCCAACAAACAUUGGGAACUUAUUCCAUCACAGCAAGAAGUGGACAAACAAUUUC
Moneuplotes crassus is the source of this 650-nucleotide messenger RNA. NCBI's taxonomy places the organism in Eukaryota, Ciliophora, Spirotrichea, Euplotida, Euplotidae. The record is from the annotation of a GenBank genome assembly.